GUUACUGAAUUCGUCAUUCUCGCAUGCGGAAGUGAAAGUACUUGAAAGUACUUAUUUUCUUCCUAAACUGGUGAUUAACUCGUAAUAACAGCAUAUUAAAAGACUUAAGGAACAGCACCGCCAAUAUGUCUGUCGGAAACCCGAAACAAACAAUAAUGAAUCCAACGGUUCCUUAUGCUGGUACCAUCCUGGGAGGACUUCAUCCUGGAGAGAUGGUGCUCAUCCAGGGCAGUGUUCCCACUGAUGCAGACAGAUUUCAGGUGGACCUGACCUGCGGGAGCAGCAUGAAGCCUCGGGCAGACGUGGCCUUUCACUUUAACCCUCGCUUCAAGCGCUCUCCCUACAUCACCUGUAACACACUGCAGAAGGAGCGCUGGGGCAAAGAGGAGACACACUACCUGAUGCCCUUCAGACACGGAGCUGCCUUCGAGAUCAUCAUACUCGUGCAGAAAGAUCUGUUCAAGGUGGCGGUGAAUGGUUCUCACCUGCUGGAGUACAGGCACAGGAUCGAGCUCAAGAAGGUGGACACACUGGCCAUAUCAGGCAAGGUUCAGAUUCAAGCCAUUGGGUUUAUUCCCAGUUCAGUGAGCAAGAGCUCCGAAACGCCUUCAAAUGCAGUUGCAAGCAAAAGAUCACAGCCUUAUUCAGUCACUUCGGAGUCAGGUGACAUGAGUCUUCCAUUUAAGAGCAAACUUGUGAAAGGAUUGAGUCCAGGAGAUUCGAUUAUGGUGAAGGGGCAGAUCUCUGGUUCCCCAGAGAGUUUCGCUGUAAACCUGCGCAUCAGUAACUCGGAGGAUAUUGCUUUUCACUUAAACACUCGUUUCAAAACCGCUUCCAUCGUUAGAAACUCUUUCCUGUCUGGGUGUUGGGGGGAUCAGGAGACCUCCGUCCACAGCUUUCCAUUUUCACCCGGGCAAUACUUUGAGAUGAUCUUCCUGUGUGAGGCUCAGGAGUAUAAAGUGGCAGUAAACGGGUUCCAUCAGCUGAAUUACAAGCACCGUGCGCAGGAUCUGAGCUGUGUGGAUGUGAUCGAGAUUGUGGGAGAUCUAGAGCUUAAGGAUGUGAAGAUUUGGUGAGCAGCUCCAGCUUGAUGACCAUUCACAACGCGUUUCCUCCAACCAAGUAUAUUCAAUCAACCCGAGACUCCUGCAGCUGCAAGCAAAUCUGAACUAUUUUAACUAUUUUUCUGAACUUGUUAAACCUCAGUUUAUUAUAAUAUUGAUAAGGUAUGAUCUGAAUGGCAUAGGUAGGCAGAAGUUACCCAUGAUGACUAACAUUAACCCCAUUUGCAGAUUAUUAUUUGAGGAGAUCUGGAGAUGAUUUGAACCUGAGCCUCCAUGACUUCUUGUGUGGAACGAAAACUAAACAUGGUUGCAAUGGGUCAAAAUUUGCUUCAGACCCUGGACAUAACAGAUGGGACGGACAAAAAUACCAUCUGGCAGGAUGUUAAUGGAUGUGCAACAGUAAUUGUGCUGUCUGUCUAGCCAUUUGUUUUCCCAAUCAUCCCAAGCUAAUUCCAGGCAUUUGGAAAAUUACAUCUUGCAGCAGAUUCAAUUUGACACUUAGGGCAAAAACAGGGCUGAAAAACAUACCCAUCCAUAAACCAUCUCAACAAUGAUUAUAAUAACCUUAAAACAAUUCAAUGUCCUUUCUGCAUGAGAUGCAAUGUUUACAUCAGACAAGCAAAUGACUUGCUAAUGCAAGGCCUGCACCUUAUAGGAAUAUCAAAUCAAUAAUCACGUUCACCACUAAUGAUAAGCACUUUUUUCUUUGUUUAUAUUUAUAGGUAGCGACAGAACUAAGCAACAUUCCAGUAGACUUCUAGUUUUAAGAGUUAUCUGGUUUAAUUUGUGAUAUAUAUAUAUUAUUUGUGUUUUGUUCCUCUGAUGUCUGUUGAUCAAUGCAUUAAAAUGAGCAAUAUAUAAUUC
This is a messenger RNA of Carassius auratus (goldfish), 1928 nucleotides long. Its product is annotated as galectin-8-like. Gene Ontology annotation, cellular component: cytoplasm. The record is from RefSeq and is a predicted model, not a curated record. The transcript is spliced from 9 exons. Gene Ontology annotation, molecular function: carbohydrate binding. Bases 126 to 1076 code for a protein of 316 amino acids. NCBI's taxonomy places the organism in Eukaryota, Metazoa, Chordata, Actinopteri, Cypriniformes, Cyprinidae.